GCUUCAAAAGCGAAUUUGACUGCCGCGCUGCUUCCUUUCGAAACCGGUGGCAGUUGGAAGAAAUCGCCAAAAUAUCGAACCUGUAUUCCCCCGAAGGGUACCGAAGAUUUUCGAAUUAUACUGCCUAAUUUCGCCAGUUUGUCAAACAGGUCACCAUCGAGCAUGGAAACUAGAAAGUUGCUUUAA
This is a messenger RNA of Pisolithus orientalis, 186 nucleotides long. RefSeq lists its product as uncharacterized. The annotation marks the transcript as partial. The transcript is spliced from 2 exons. NCBI's taxonomy places the organism in Eukaryota, Fungi, Basidiomycota, Agaricomycetes, Boletales, Pisolithaceae. The record is from RefSeq and is a predicted model, not a curated record.